Messenger RNA from Pistacia vera, 832 nucleotides. Its product is annotated as acyl carrier protein 3, mitochondrial. The record is from RefSeq and is a predicted model, not a curated record. Gene Ontology annotation, biological process: fatty acid biosynthetic process. NCBI's taxonomy places the organism in Eukaryota, Viridiplantae, Streptophyta, Magnoliopsida, Sapindales, Anacardiaceae. Gene Ontology annotation, molecular function: acyl carrier activity; acyl binding. Bases 270 to 656 code for a protein of 128 amino acids. The transcript has 3 exons. Gene Ontology annotation, cellular component: mitochondrion.
UUUUGAAAAUUUUAAGGUAUGCCCAAAACCUAAUGCCUUUAAUAAUAAUAUGGGAUUUGCCUUUUUUGGAAUAGGGCCAAUUUCUAGGCCUCCUAUAUGUACAAGUGAGCCACGCCCAGGCUUGACGUGAUUUGAGUGACUCCACAUCUUUCCAUCUAACUUAACGGUUCCUUCAAGUGAACUAUUUCUCAGAGGCAAUAAAGCAAACACUUACCAAACAAUUCUACAAGUCGCUGUCAUCACCACGGAGACAGCCUCCUCUUGUCAAUAUGCAAAGCAUUAGAGACACCAUCUUGAGGUAUGUGAGGGUGAGGAGAUAUAGUGAACCCUGGUUAUCUAAUGGAGGUGGGAAUGUGCUCAACAGACUGAGCCGGCAGAUGUGUGCCUCAUCCGUUACCAGCCCUGAUCAAAUUAUGGGUCGAGUGAUCGGACUGGUUAAGAAAUUUGACAAAAUUGAUGCAUCUAAGGUUACUGAAAGGGCUGAUUUUCAGAAAGAUCUGAGCCUGGAUAGUCUGGACAGGGUGGAGCUCGUUAUGGCUUUUGAGGAAGAGUUCUCCAUUGAAAUCCCUGAAGAGAAAGUAGAUAAGCUUACAUGCUGUGCUGAUGUAGCAAAAUACAUAGCUUCUGAAGCUGAGGAAAAACGUGUGAAGUCCUAAGUUCUUUUAAAUUUUUAAAUGCAUUCAGGAAAUGCUUCCUCUCGGAUAAUUUGUUUUUGGGAUAUGAUUGUAAAUCCAUUAUUUUGCCACAAAUUCAAGAUCUAGAUGUUGGGUUGCCGUUUUGAGUUACCAUUUUUGUAGAUGUAAUGGAUGCAAUUAAUAUCAAUAUACGUGUC